AGGAAGAACAAGGCGCGCCGAGAGAGGCCACGGGAACUACAACUCCCAGCAGGCUCUGCGCAGGCAGCGCUUGGUGCGGGCCAAUGAGAACAAAGGAACUGGCGCGCCCUUCGGGCCGCAAUUAAGAGGGGGCAGCGCGCUCCAGGUUCAUUGGCUAGGGGCAUGAGCGUGGGGCCCCGUGAGGGCAUGCUCCGGGCUCAUUGGCUGAGGGACGUGAGGGUGGUGCCCCGGGAGGGCGCGUUCCAGGUUCAUUGGCUGAGGGACGUGAGAGAGGGGCUGCUGGAGGGCGCGCUCCGGGCUCAUUGGCUGAGGUGUGGGGGCGGGGCCUCGAGAGAAGGCGCUUCAGACUCAUUGGCUAGGGGCACGGGGCGGGGCUCCGGGGGCGCGCUCCGGUCUCAUUGGCUGGAGGCGCGGGGCGGGGUUCCGGUGGGCGCGCGUUGAGGCUGCGGUCAUGGAGGGAGCCGGAGCUGGAGCCGGCUUCCGGAAGGAGCUGGUGAGCAGGCUGCUGCAACUGCACUUCAAGGAUGACAAGACCAAAGAAGCAGCAGUCCGCGGGGUGCGGCAGGCCCAGGCAGAAGACGCGCUCCGUGUGGACGUGGACCAGCUGGAGAAGCUCCUGGACUUCUAGGGAUCUCAGCCAUGGCUGAGGCCACCCCCAGAGGAGCCCCUGGUCCACAGAAGCAGGCCUUGUGUUUCCAGCGGCCUCUGGUAACAGGCAGGGAAGGACCUGAGGGAUUUGGAGUUGAUUCAAACAAGAUCCCUGGGAGUCUCCAGCCUGUGCAGAAGGGGCAGGACUGCAGUGCACUGCCGCCCUUGGAGUGUCCAGUGGGGACACUGGUGUGGCAAGGGGCAGCACCUAGGGAGUCCCUGCCUCCCCUCCCUGGGGCAAUAGUGUGCGUGCCACCCGGGGUCCUACAGGCAGGUGCUGGGAAAGGCCCGGCCAGCAGGUAGCCUGUGUGUUUGACAAACAGCAGCUGGCAGCGCUGCCUCCUGCCCACAUUCCUGCCACCCAACAUCAAAGCUGGCGUGUGACCUUUCCAGCCAUGCGAUAUUCCCCUUGGAAGAUGCUUCCCCAGGCUAUAAAUUUGUUCUCACAAAGCAACAUCAAUAAAUCAAAACUGUCUCUCCCA
Molecule: messenger RNA, 1130 nt
Organism: Symphalangus syndactylus (siamang)
Lineage: Eukaryota; Metazoa; Chordata; Mammalia; Primates; Hylobatidae
Gene: CENPX
Product: centromere protein X
Biological process (GO): resolution of meiotic recombination intermediates; kinetochore assembly; DNA repair
Cellular component (GO): FANCM-MHF complex; Fanconi anaemia nuclear complex
Source: RefSeq, a predicted model, not a curated record